Molecule: messenger RNA, 405 nt
Organism: Bactrocera neohumeralis
Lineage: Eukaryota; Metazoa; Arthropoda; Insecta; Diptera; Tephritidae
Product: keratin, type II cytoskeletal 2 epidermal-like
Exons: 1
Coding region: 1-405 (134 amino acids)
Source: RefSeq, a predicted model, not a curated record
AUGAAAUCAGUAACGAUUUGUGCGCUUCUUGUGGUAUUUUUCGCCUGCUUCGCCGGUCAAACGCGUGCAGUGCCUGUCGCAGUGGUGGAAGUGCCCGUUGUGGAGGUGGCAGAUGUAGCUGAAGCGGCGCCCAUUAGCCUACUGGAUAUUGAAAAUGCAGAUCAAUCUGUGGUGGAUGUCACGGAUAACGAUGGAAAGGCACGUUCGGCUCGCGGUUUGGGUUUGCUUCUUGGCGGUGGUCACGGUUUUGGUGGUAAUUUAUUCGGUGGUUGGGGUGGACUCGGCGGACUUGGUGGCCUGAAGAGCUUCGGCGGUCUUGGUGGAUUCGGUGGACUCGGCGGUUUGAAGGGCUUCGGCGGUGGCUUUGGUGGCGGCUUUAAACCUUUUUUCGGCAAAAUAUGGUAA